AUGGAGCACGACGACUACGAUGAGCAGGUCAGCGACGCUGAGUCGCUUGCUGACGACAUGAACAUCAAGACCGAGGGAACCUCGCCCGCUGCGAGUUUCGGCGCUGCAGGACAGAGUGCAUCCAGUGGCAAAACACCAGGCCACCUGCAAAAACGGCRACGAGUCACACGAGCGUGCGACGAAUGCAGGAGAAAAAAGAUCAAGUGUGACGGAAAGCAGCCGUGCACGCAUUGUACCGUUUACAGCUAUGAAUGUACUUACGACCAGCCCUCAAACCGACGGAGGAACCCCGCUCCGCAGUAUGUUGAGAAUUUGGAGCAUCGUGUACACCGCGCUGAGACGCUGCUGCACAUACUGAUCCCAAAUCUGGAUUUGAAUGACCCAGGCAUCGACCAAGCCGUCGCCCAGGGCUGGAUUCCUGGCGCUCCCGGCAAAGGCGAUCCUGGAGCGGYUCAAGAGAAUAGACCGCCUCGAUCAGCUCCUGCGCCAAGUGAUGACAAGAAAUCCGAUGCGCACCUGGAGUCCAUGGUUCGUGCCGUUGCCCAACUUGACAUGGACGAGCAGGGUCAUUGGGAUUACCAUGGCCAUUCGUCCGGACUGAGCUUCGUUCGAAGAAUGCGUGAACAGCUUGGAGACCUGAUGGGCCCCGAUGCUACCAUGACUGGACCAUUCGUCAAGGGGAAGCUGAUGGCGCCAGUCCURGACUCGCCAAGGUCCUUGGCGGAGUCACCCAUGGGCGAGUCAUCUUCCAUUGGAAGUACAGAGCUGCCGCCUCAGGAGAUGGCAAAACAGCUUUGCAUAUACGCGGUAAAUGACGCUGCAGCACUUUUGCGUACGGUUCAUCAACCUACCUUUUGGAAUGGCUUCGAGCGCCURUACAAUGUCCCAUCGGACCACUACACAAACGAGGACAACAGUUUUCUGCCUUUAUUCUACAGUGCAAUGGCAUUGGGAAGUCUCUUUGGAAGGGACGAUGACGGAAUCAUCAAUAGGGAAGGUUACGAAAGUGCUUUCCAGCAGGGAUUUGCCUAUUUCAAACAUGCCCGUCAACUCAUGGACAUUGCUGAUUGCAGAGACUUGACAUCGAUUCAGGCAGUCAUCUUUAUGAUUCYGUUCUUGCAAUCAACCGCCAAGAUGUCACAAUGCUACGCCUAUGUUGGUGUGGCUCUCCGAUCCGCUUUGAGAAUGGGAUUACACCGCGCAGCGACUGGCAAGUUUGAUCCCGUAGAAGCGGAGAGUAGAAAACGCGUAUUCUGGAUCGUACGCAAACUGGACGUUUAUGUCGGCGCAAUGCUUGGCCUUCCGCAGACGCUGAGCGACGAAGAUAUUGACCAGGAGUAUCCGCUCGAGGUCGACGAUGAGUACAUUACGAGAGAUGGUAUUCUUCCCAUGCCGCAAGGGGUUGUUUCGUUGAUGACCGCGUUCAAUGCGCAUACGCGGUUGGUGAUCAUUUUACAAAAGGUUAUGCGGAAAAUCUAUCCCAUCAACGUACAAAAUCCCCAGGGGCCAGAAGACAAGUCCUACUCGGUGCCUUUCUCUGCUAUACGGGAGAUUGAGAGUGAAAUGGAAGAGUGGAAGACAAGCCUGCCAUCAAUUCUUUCACCAUGCGAUGCGCCGGAGAGAUAUACGCGGAUUCAGCAGCUUCUCCGACUGUCGUAUGCCCACGCACAGGUUCUGCUGUACCGACCAUUCCUACAUUUCACCGCAAUGGAGAAGAGAUCCAAACACGUGGACCCAAGGGCGUAUGCCUGCGCUGCAUCCUUUGUGAACGUAUCGCGCAACAUUGUCCACAUUGCAUCCCAGAUGAAACAGAAAGGUCUUCUUAAUGGAGCGUUUUGGUUCAUCAUGUACACGACGUUUUUCUCCAUCCUUGCGCUUGUUUACUUCGCAGCUGAGAAUCCGGACAAUCCGACGACCCAGGCCGUCAUGAAAGAUGCUAUAGAAGGGAAAGAAGUUCUUGCCUCCCUGGCAUCACGAAGUAUGGCGGCAGAUCGCUGCACGGCGACGCUUGACAUUUUAUUUCAGAGACUCCCUGCGUGGAUGAGAGACGGCGAACAGAAUCCUACGAUCUCCAAGAAACGACCGUUUGACCAGAGUACCAAGCCUAGCCAAACGGAUCUCGCCCCCGUCGCGUCUCGGAGCCAUCCCGAUGUAUCCACGAUUAAUGAGGAACCACCUCAAAUGGGCAUAAAGCGAGCCAGCACGUUCCCCAAGCACGUAGACACUAAGCCCAAAGGCACUGCAGAAGCAUCACCCUUUGAUAGUCCCUGGUCUCAGUCAGCCUCAUCAUAUGGAGUUGAGACGCCAACAAGCGCACCCUUUGACACCACCACAUUCGCAGCGGCCAACCAAAGGAACGCGGGCCAGACCGCAGGUGGAAUGUCACUCUACUCGACAUCGCAAGGUCUCGGUAACCCGGAACUAACUGACUUGUCCUCAAUGAUGUUUCCAUCCGGAGAAGAGCCGUUUGGAUACCCCAAUCAACCUUUGACUACGUUCGAGAACAAUCAACAGUUUGGUAAAAACAGCAUAUACCCCAGCAGCCAAGUCUACAACAGUAUUGGUAACAAUAGCCCCAUGUCAUCUUCUCGAGGCCGAGAUGAGAACAUUGAGGCUCAAUUCUACCCUCUCCCUCCUUAUAUCGAACAGCGUCAACAACAGCCCAUGCCAAUGCAGUCGCAGAGACUCAUGGGAUCCACGCCGUCCAUGGGUUUCGGUACUCCACAGGCACAAUCUGGAAUGGCCGCCAACGCUAUGCAGAUUGCGAACGGCGGGUGGGCUGGGCAGCAGCCAUUUCAGCAAGAUAUGAGUGAUAUCAAUAUCAAUGGACUCUUUGGCGGUGGAGAAUGGUUGCCUCCAGGCUAUCCCAGUUACCAGGGAUGA
Molecule: messenger RNA, 2883 nt
Organism: Ramularia collo-cygni
Lineage: Eukaryota; Fungi; Ascomycota; Dothideomycetes; Mycosphaerellales; Mycosphaerellaceae
Product: related to transcriptional activator Mut3p
Exons: 3
Coding region: 1-2883 (960 amino acids)
Biological process (GO): DNA-templated transcription; positive regulation of transcription by RNA polymerase II
Cellular component (GO): nucleus
Molecular function (GO): sequence-specific DNA binding; DNA-binding transcription factor activity, RNA polymerase II-specific; zinc ion binding
Source: RefSeq, a predicted model, not a curated record